AUGAAUGAGCUAAUUGAUAUUUAUAAAAAGUACGUUCUCGAUCAGAUGGAAUUAGAUAUUGAAAACUGUUUUCAAUUUCUUGAAUAUUACAUUUGUAUUUCAGAAGACAAAAAGAUCGAAGAGUGUAUAGAAUUUAUCUCAACACAUUUCUCCAAAAUUGAUGAAAAUCAACUCAUGUUAAUUUCAAAAAAACUCGGAAUUGAAAUCCUUCAUAAAUUAUUUAGCAAUAAUGAACUUGCAGUAAAGGAUGAAGAUACAUUUGCAAGGCUCAUCAUUAAUCUUAUUAAAGAAUCCGAGAUUUACUAUCCUUUACUUGAAUAUGUUAAUUUAGAGUUUUGCAGCGAUAUUUUAAUGGAUGAAAUAGAUGGUUUAGCAAAUGGAAAUGAAAAAAUUGUUUACAAAUCAUAUAGGAAUUCAGUUAUAAGAUUAAGAAAUAUUAAUGGUUUCAAUCCGAGAGAAAUACUUCCAAAAAUUAAAGAAUUAAAGAAUUCUGAUGAUUUUUAUAGUAUAUACGAAUUUCUUGAUGAAAUUUCAAGAAAAGAAGAUCAAAAAAUUAAUUCAUUAGCAUAUGAUGAAGGUUUUUGCGAUAAGAGAAAUCAGGAUGGCCAUAGUAUUCUUCAUAAAGCAUCAUGUGAUGGAAAUCUCAAACUCAUGGAAUAUCUUUGUAAAUGCGGCGUCAACAUAGAAGCAAAAGAUAAAUAUGGAAUUACUCCGCUCUCAAUGGCAUCAUUAUUCAAACAGCUGGAUGCUGUAAAAUAUUUGAUUUCCAUCGGAGCAGAUAAAGAAGCAAAAGAUGAUGAUGGGUGUACUCCACUCAUGUGUGCUUCAAUAUUCGGUCAUCUUGAAGUUGUUAAAUGUCUUAUCUCUAAUGGAGCUGAUAAAGAAGCAAAGAAUAAUGAUGGACAGACUCCACUCAUUUGUGCUUCAAUAAGCGGUCAUCUUGAAGUUGUUAAAUAUCUUAUCUUUAUUGGAACUGAUAAAGAAGCAAAGGAUAAUGGUGGGCGUACUCCACUCAUUUAUGCUUCAAAAUUCGGUCAUCUUGAAGUUUUUAAAUAUCUUAUCUCUAUUGGAGCUGAUCAAGAAGCAAAGGAUAAUUUAGGUCAAACAGCCAUAAUUUGGGCAUCUCAAAAAGGCCAUUAUGAAGUAGUUAAAAAUCUUAUUUCUUCUGGAGUUAAUAGCGGAGUUAAAGAUAAUGCAGGCAAUAAUUUACUCAAAUGUGCAUCAAAGAAAGGUUAUCUUGAAAUUGUUGAAUAUUUGAUCUCUAUUGGAGCAGAUAAAGAAGCAAAGAAUAAUGAUGGACAGACUCCACUCAUUUGUGCUUCAAUAAGCGGUCAUCUUGAAGUUGUUAAAUAUCUUAUCUUUAUUGGAACUGAUAAAGAAGCAAAGGAUAAUGGUGGGCGUACUCCACUCAUUUAUGCUUCAAAAUUCGGUCAUCUUGAAGUUUUUAAAUAUCGUAUCUCUAUUGGAGCUGAUAAAGAAGCAAAGGACAUUUACAGAUGUACUUCACUCAUGCAUACAUCAAUAUCUGGUUUUCUUGGAAUUGUUGAAUAUUUGAUCUCUAAUGGAGCUGAUAAAGAUGCAAAGGAAAAUUAUGGACACACUCCACUUAUUUUGGCAUCAUAUGGUGGUGAUAUUGAAGUUAUAAAAUAUCUUAUCUCUGUGGGAGCUGACAAAGAAGCAAAGAGCAAAGAUGGAAAUACUCCACUCUUUUGGGCUUCAUACAUGGGUCAUCUUAAUAUUGUUAAAUAUCUGAUCUCGAUUGGGGUCGAUAAAGAUGCACAGAAUUUGAAAGGUGAAACAUCACUUCAUUGGUCAUCAAAAUAUGGUAAGCUUGAAGUGGUUCAAUUUCUCAUUUCUAAUGGUGCUAAUAAAGAAUUGGCAGAUAAUAAUGGAUAUACACCUCUCAUUACAGCAAUAAAUUCAUGUAAAUUCAACGUUGCUAAAUAUCUUAUCUCUAUUGGGGCAGAUAUGACAGCAAAUAAUAAUGAAUUAUGGGUUUCACUCAUUAAAGCAUUUAAUUAUGAAAAAUAUAUGGAAGUCGUAAAUUUUGUUUCAGUUGUAUCUGAUAUAGAUGCAAAAAAUGACGAUGUGUUGCCCCAACUCAUUAAUACAUAUCAUAAUAAUAUCCUUAGCAUGAUUAUGUAUCUAAUCCUUUUUGGAGCUAAAAUUAACGCAAAAACUAAAGAUGGGAAAACUCCACUAAUUAUUGCAGCAUAUUGGAAUAAUCUUGAUGCAGUUAAACAUUUUAUUUCUGCCGGAGCUGAUAUAGAAGCAAAAAGCAAUAAUGGAGAUACUCCUCUCAUUGUUGCAUCAAAUGAAGGUAAUUAUGAUAUUUUUCAUUAUCUCAUCUCUGUUGGUGCUGAUAAAUGUGCUAAGAAUAAAAAUGGAGAAAAUCCUCUCAUUGCUGCAUCACAAAAAGGUCAUCUAAGAGUUGUAAAAUAUCUUAUAUCAUGUGGAGCUGACAUAGAAGAAAAAAAUAAUGCUGGAUGUACUCCACUCAUUUGUGCCUCGAUAAAUGGUCAUCUUGAUGUGGUUAAAUAUCUUAUUUCAGCUGGAGCUGAUAAAGAUGCAAAAAAUAAUGAAGGAAAAACACCACUCUCCGUUAGCUGGGGAGAUGUUAAGAAUUAUCUCUUAUCAAUUAUUUAA
Messenger RNA from Trichomonas vaginalis G3, 2646 nucleotides. Its product is annotated as ankyrin repeat protein family. Bases 1 to 2646 code for a protein of 881 amino acids. The transcript has a single exon. Gene Ontology annotation, molecular function: protein binding. The record is from RefSeq and is a predicted model, not a curated record. Lineage: Eukaryota; Parabasalia; Trichomonadida; Trichomonadidae.